Molecule: messenger RNA, 1348 nt
Organism: Ilex paraguariensis (yerba mate)
Lineage: Eukaryota; Viridiplantae; Streptophyta; Magnoliopsida; Aquifoliales; Aquifoliaceae
Source: the annotation of a GenBank genome assembly
UGACCGUUUUCUGCCUGAUAAAGCAAUUGACUUGGUUGAUGAGGCUGGUUCUCGUGUUCGACUUCGUCAUGCACAGCUCCCAGAGGAAGCCAGAGAGCUUGAGAAAGAGCUCAGGCAGAUCACAAAGGAGAAGAAUGAAGCUGUCCGUGGUCAAGACUUUGAAAAGGCUGGAGAGUUACGAGAUAGGGAAAUGGAUCUUAAGGCACAGAUAUCCACUCUUGUAGACAAAAACAAAGAGAUGAGCAAGGCAGAAACCGAGGCAGGGGAUGGGGGCCCGGUUGUGACAGAAGUUGACAUUCAGCACAUUGUCUCUGCUUGGACUGGCAUACCUGUUGAGAAAGUGUCUACUGAUGAAUCUGAUCGCCUCCUCAAAAUGGAAGAGACCCUCCACAAACGAGUCAUUGGUCAGGAUGAAGCUGUCAAAGCCAUCAGCCGUGCUAUUCGUCGUGCCCGUGUUGGGCUUAAGAACCCCAACCGGCCAAUUGCUAGCUUCAUCUUCUCUGGGCCAACUGGUGUCGGAAAGUCAGAACUGGCAAAAACACUGGCGGCCUACUACUUUGGGUCAGAAGAAGCCAUGAUCCGGCUUGAUAUGAGUGAGUUCAUGGAGAGACACACUGUCUCGAAGCUCAUUGGUUCACCACCUGGUUAUGUUGGUUACACUGAAGGUGGUCAGCUAACUGAGGCUGUUAGACGCCGUCCUUACACUGUUGUGCUCUUCGAUGAAAUUGAAAAGGCUCAUCCAGAUGUCUUCAAUAUGAUGCUUCAGAUUCUUGAGGAUGGAAGGUUGACAGACAGCAAGGGCAGAACUGUGGACUUCAAGAAUACACUUUUGAUUAUGACUUCCAAUGUUGGAAGUAGUGUGAUUGAGAAGGGAGGUCGUCGUAUUGGUUUUGAUCUUGAUUAUGAUGAGAAGGAUAGCAGUUACAAUAGAAUUAAAAGCUUGGUGACCGAAGAACUGAAACAAUAUUUCAGACCAGAGUUCCUGAACAGAUUGGAUGAGAUGAUUGUGUUCCGACAGCUCACCAAGCUGGAGGUGAAAGAGAUUGCUGAUAUAAUGUUGAAAGAGGUUUUUGAGAGGCUGAAAACCAAGGAGAUAGAGCUUCAGGUAACAGAAAGGUUUAGAGAUAGGGUGGUUGAAGAAGGGUACAACCCAAGCUAUGGUGCGAGGCCACUAAGGAGAGCCAUUAUGAGACUGUUGGAGGAUAGUAUGGCUGAGAAAAUGCUUGCACGGGAGAUCAAAGAGGGUGAUUCAGUCAUCGUCGAUGUUGAUUCUGAUGGUAACGUGACUGUCCUCAAUGGUAGCAGUGGUGCUCCUCCAGAGUCAUUACCAGAGCCUAUUCCGGUGUAG